Solenopsis invicta (red fire ant) is the source of this 2309-nucleotide messenger RNA. RefSeq names its product odorant receptor 22c-like. Bases 249 to 1514 code for a protein of 421 amino acids. Gene Ontology annotation, cellular component: plasma membrane. NCBI's taxonomy places the organism in Eukaryota, Metazoa, Arthropoda, Insecta, Hymenoptera, Formicidae. Gene Ontology annotation, biological process: sensory perception of smell; detection of chemical stimulus involved in sensory perception of smell. Gene Ontology annotation, molecular function: odorant binding; olfactory receptor activity. The transcript is spliced from 8 exons. The record is from RefSeq and is a predicted model, not a curated record.
UAGAUCUCUCUGCUCACAAAGAGUGCGAUUGAAAAAAAGGCGACUCAUAUAUUAUUCAGAAAUUUGUGAUUGCGCGUAUACAUCUCAUUGUUUUUUGUUGUCGCAACGUUUCCUCUUAAAAAUCUUUUCAAAGGAAUACGCAAAUAUUAUUUUUCUUUUAAAGAAAUAAAACUCUGCAAUUUGACGUGAAUAUUCUACGAGAUAUCUGGCCGUUUCGAAUAAAACAUCUUUGAUUUGUGCAAUACGAUAUGUCUUUCUUCGACAAUCGCUACUAUUAUCUCAACAAAAGAUUGCUGUCCAUAAUUGGUCAAUGGCCAUUUCAGUCGCGACUGAAGGGUAACAUAAUGUUCGCUGUUGCAUCUUUCUUCAUUUUCAGUUUUUCAUCCAUUCAGACUUGGGGCUUAGUAGCUGGGAUAACGGAUCUGGGUAUCAUCAUGAAGAAUGGUUCACAAGUGCUGGUGCAUAGUUACAUUAUUAUAAAGCUCAUUAAUUGUGCAGUUACUAAUAACAAAAUGAAAGUGCUUCUGGAGGACGUCGAAGAGACGUGGAAGAUGAAACAGUCAGGUCCAGAAAGAGAAAUAUUACAGUGUCACGCGGAGACAAGUAGAAUUUUCACAAAACGAUUUAUGAUUGCUUUUUACACGACGUGGGUGUUGUACAUUAUGCCAUGGGUUAUCGCGAGAGGGAUGUACAAGCUUUCCCCGACAAACAAAACAUACACGGCCAAGUUUCUGUAUCGUAUCGAACACGUUCUCGACAUGGACAAAUAUUACAACCUGUUGCUACUUCACGGGCUUAUGGCCGCAUUCUUCUUAUUAACCGUGUCAAUAUCCAUCAAUGCUGUGUUCACAGUUUGCACUCUGCAUAUCUGUGCAUUGUUCGAAUGCCUACGUUAUAACGUAGAGCGUAUACGAAGCACCGAUCCCGUAUCGCUGGAGCCAAAUAUUAAGGAUGAUGAAUCGUAUCAUGACUUAAUUGCCUGCGUUAAAUCUCACAAACAUGCCUUAAAACUUUCUGAUAUACUUUCAUCUAACUAUUCUAUGGCAUAUUUCUUUCAUUUGGGAAGUGUAGUUAUAAGCUUAAGCUUUGGCUCUGCUGAGGUAAAUAUCCAAAUUAAAUAUAAACACUUUAAACUAUUAUUGCUCUUUUUAUAUGUGAAAUGUCUAAUAAUGUUGCGUUUCAAGAUAAUAAUGCUAGACUUAAAACUGGGCGAAAUUAUCAGCAUCCUUUCUCUUAAUAUAACGCAAUUAGUACACAUAUUUAGUUUGUGUAUGCUUUCUCAAAGAUUGACCAAUCGAAGCAGCGAAGUUCAAGAUAUAAUUUACAGCUGCGAUUGGUAUAGGAUGUCAUUACGAUCGAGGCGUCUCGUGAUGUUUACAUUAAUGGGUGCAAAUAAGCCAUGCUAUAUAAAAGCUGGGAUGAUGUUUGUAAUGUCGAUGGAGACCUUUAGCUCGAUCUUAAAAUUAUCCUUAUCGUACUUCACGGUGCUUACGUCUCUGCAAAACGAACAGUAAAUUAGAAGUUUAUAAUAGAAUUAUAAAUGUAUAUAGUUUCUUGUAGAUAAUACAUGUUAAUAUCAUUAAUGUGUUUUUAUUUUAUACAGAGUGUCUCUAGAUAAUUCUGUUUUAAAUAAUUGAGAAAUAGCAGGAGAUAUGAAAAACUGUUUCAAGUAAAUUUUACUGUUUCGAAAAAGAUACCAUGAUGAUGGACAUAGUUCUUCUAAGUGGGCAUGUUCCCGAGAUUUCAAAGUAAUGCUGUUAUUUUUUAAAUGCAAUUAUGCAAUUAUUUUACAUAGAAUAUAAACGAUUAUCCAUAAGAACAUCUAUGAUCUCUUUCGAAAUACAAUAAGAUUUACUUGAAAUACAUUUUCCUAUAGUUUAGCAAUAUUUCAAACGGUACACAUUUAGAGAUAUCUUGUAUUCCAGGUAUAUUAUAUUUCAUUAGUGUCAAACUAUGUUAAAAAUUAAAUUAUUUUUUUAAUGCACUAAUUAGAACAUAUUCUCAAAAUAGCUAUCUAUUUUAUGUUGAUAUGGAUUAUUCUUUUACAUGAUAAAAUCAUAAUGCAAUAAUUAAUAAAUACAAAUGUAAAGUAUUAUUUUAUUGUUGUUAAUUAGGCAAGUAUAAUGAUAAAGUAAAUAAUCAUAAAGUAACAUAGUUAUGCAAAAAAUAAAAUUUAUUUUAAAGAUAAAGAUAGAGCAAAGUAUACAUUAUAUAAGUAUUAUGUACAUUAUACCAUGUGUAUAAGUUUAUUCAUAAUAAAUAUAAUUAUUUAUUAUAAAAUUAUUAAUAAAUAUAAAUAUUUUAAUAAA